AAGUUUUACUGUCUUGUUCGGGUUUAUAACGAUAAAUUUGUAAUUAAAUGCGUAAUUCUUUUAGAAAUGUAUUUAAUAUAUAUUUUACUAUUCGUAGCGUAACAUAAACAAAAUGAGAACGCUUGUUUUUAUAAUAAUGAUGGUGCGUGUGGUGAGGUCCCAGACCUGGGACCCGAAUCUAAAUGGCGACGAGGAAACCUACAUGCAGUUCACUGCACACUGGAAGAAAGAGAUCAUUAGUUGGGCGAAGGAAUGCAUAUUUGAAAUCACGACCAAUCUAUAUCAAGUCGAUCAAAUCAACUGGGUAGCCGGAAAUGACUUGCGCCACGCUAUAGGCGUUGUAAUGGGCCGUGCUCUCGAGAUGCACCGCCAGCAGGCCGACAUGUACCGGCGCAUGAAGCGUGUUGUGGAAAACAAGUUCACCUGGCUGCGACCCGAGCUGUCCGGCACCUACCCCCAGCUGGGCCCGGCCGGCCAAAACGUGGUCGUGGAGCCGGGGGUCGGACAUUUCGACCCCCUGGAAUAUAACCGGGAAUGGGCGAUGGGCGGAAAAAGAACUUUCAACGACUAUAAGCCUCACGUGUAUAUUGUGGCCUUGGAAUAUAUUACGAAGAGGGAGAGUGAGAUUGAACAACUUGUCAAGUUGCUAACGUUGUACACGGCAGAAGACGAGGUGGGACGCGUCAACCCGUAUCAUCUGCCGAUCGCCCAGAGCUUUUGGUCUAUGUGGACGGGAUACAGCAAGAAAUACAACAGCCCGUAUCUAGGUAACUGGCGUAGACAACGCCCAAGCCAAGGCCCAGAAGACGCGAGAAGUAACGAAGAAGACAAAAAGCAAGAACAAGAAGAAGCAUUCAAGGAAAAAAUGCGGGAGGAGUAUUAUAAGAAAAAUGGAAAAAAUAAUAAAUAAAUUCGUGUUUUUACCCUAAAA
Messenger RNA from Cydia pomonella (codling moth), 931 nucleotides. RefSeq lists its product as uncharacterized. The record is from RefSeq and is a predicted model, not a curated record. The coding region runs from base 113 to 910 and encodes 265 amino acids. NCBI's taxonomy places the organism in Eukaryota, Metazoa, Arthropoda, Insecta, Lepidoptera, Tortricidae. The transcript has 6 exons.